AGUCCAGAGCGUUUUGUUGAUGUCGCAGCGGCAUCGCGGGCAAAAGAGAUGGGAUUUUUUUCCCCGCGAGGAAAGGAAAGCGGCGUGGGCAUGCCUCCCUGCUCGUUGUGAUCUAUCGCGGGCUUCUCUGUUUGGAACUGACUGGAGAUUGCAGAGGAUCUGCUCUCCCCCCCACCCCGGGUCCGGAAACCUUGGCCAGUGGAAGCAGCGAGAAAAAAGGAAACUGCAACCAACCCCAGGAUCGAAGGAACAUGAAAUCUCCUGAUAAAGCAUUCAACAGAAAGAGCUAGUGGAUGAAGUGUAUCUGCAACAGAAAUCUCCUUUGUCCUUGGAUCUACUGUGCUGUCAUUCUAGUGCCUCUUCUUUUUACUGCCUGAAACCUGACAAUUGUGAGACAUGUCCAUUGCACUCAAGCAAGUUUUUAAUAAGGACAAGACUUUUCGCCCCAAGCGGAAAUUUGAACCCGGGACUCAGCGGUUUGAGCUCCACAAACGAGCACAAGCCUCACUGAACUCUGGGGUGGACCUGAAAGCAGCUGUGCAGCUGCCCAGUGGAGAAGAUCUAAAUGACUGGGUAGCUGUUCAUGUGGUUGACUUUUUCAACAGAAUCAACCUCAUCUAUGGAACUAUCUGUGAAUUCUGCACAGAGAGGACCUGCCCUGUGAUGUCGGGUGGCCCAAAAUAUGAAUACCGGUGGCAGGAUGACUUGAAGUAUAAGAAACCUACAGCGCUACCAGCACCCCAGUAUAUGAAUCUUUUGAUGGACUGGAUUGAGGUUCAAAUCAACAAUGAGGACAUAUUCCCUACUAGUGUAGGAGUACCUUUCCCAAAGAACUUCCUCCAAAUCUGCAAGAAAAUUCUGUGCAGGCUCUUCAGAGUGUUCGUUCACGUCUACAUUCAUCACUUUGACCGCAUCAUCAUUAUGGGGGCCGAGGCUCACGUCAACACCUGUUACAAGCACUUUUAUUAUUUUGUGACAGAGCUCAAUGUCAUAGAUCGCAAGGAACUAGAGCCUUUGAAAGAGAUGACGGCCAGGAUGUGUCACUGAACAGUCACGACAGAAU
Molecule: messenger RNA, 1063 nt
Organism: Heteronotia binoei (common prickly gecko)
Lineage: Eukaryota; Metazoa; Chordata; Lepidosauria; Squamata; Gekkonidae
Gene: MOB3B
Product: MOB kinase activator 3B
Exons: 4
Coding region: 397-1047 (216 amino acids)
Biological process (GO): signal transduction; positive regulation of protein phosphorylation
Cellular component (GO): nucleus; cytoplasm
Molecular function (GO): protein kinase activator activity
Source: RefSeq, a predicted model, not a curated record